AUGAAGACCUGGGUAAACGUGUUUUUAGUGUUUUACGCGAUCUUGGCGGUAGCUAUAGCUGAAUGCCCUCCAGGAGAACAUAAUCCUGGUCCGAAUUGCGGACUAGAGCCUUCGUGCGCUUCUAGGAGCUCACAUUCGUAUCCGAAGCACACAUGUGAUUGCUGGUGUCUGCCGGGCACGUAUAGGAAGAUAGAGACUAACACGUGUGUCUCAUUAAGUGGCUGUGUAUAA
Arctia plantaginis is the source of this 231-nucleotide messenger RNA. Lineage: Eukaryota; Metazoa; Arthropoda; Insecta; Lepidoptera; Erebidae. The record is from the annotation of a GenBank genome assembly.